Messenger RNA from Sphenostylis stenocarpa, 1311 nucleotides. Lineage: Eukaryota; Viridiplantae; Streptophyta; Magnoliopsida; Fabales; Fabaceae. The record is from the annotation of a GenBank genome assembly.
AUGCCAGUGUUGGAAACUUUAAGGAGGGUGAAACGUUUAAGGUUGUUUGAACCGUCUGUUAGCGUUGUUGGGUUUUUUCUAGUAUCUGCCUUCGUUAUAUGCAGCUUCUUCUACUUGGAUUAUAAAGAAGUCGCUGGAAGAUUCGGUUUCUCAGGUCAAUCUCAGAGGGUUACUUGGUGGCAACAGAAAAGAGGUUCAGUAGAGGAGCGUGUGCAUCGAGUUGAGUUUCUUGGAGAAAAUGGUGGUGGGUGUGACUUGUUUGAGGGUAACUGGGUUUGGGAUGAAACUUACCCUCUGUAUGAGUCAAAAGAUUGUAGCUUCCUUGAUGAGGGGUUUCAGUGUUCGGAGAAUGGAAGACCUGAUUUGUUUUACACAAAGUGGAGGUGGCAACCCAAAGCUUGCAAUUUGCCCAGAUUCAAUGCAACGAUGAUGUUAGAAAAACUGCGAAACAAGCGCCUAGUGUUUGCUGGGGACUCAAUAGGGAGAAACCAAUGGGAGUCACUAUUAUGCAUGCUCUCUUCUGGAGUUCUUCACAAGGAUUCGAUAUAUGAAGUGAAUGGAAGCCCAAUUACAAAGCAUAAGGGGUUCUUGGUGUUCAGAUUCAAGGAUUAUAACUGUACAGUGGAAUACUACAGAGCUCCAUUUCUUGUAUUGCAAAGCAGGCCUCCUCCUAGAACUAAUGGACAGAUUAGGACAACCCUGAAGUUGGAUCAGAUGGAUUGGUACUCCUUGAAAUGGAGAGAUGCAGAUGUCUUGGUUCUUAACACAGGGCAUUGGUGGAAUUAUGAGAAAACCAUAAGAGGGGGUUGUUAUUUCCAAGAAGGCAUAGAAGUGAAGUUGGAAAUGAAGGUAGAAGAAGCAUAUAAGAGGUCAAUUGAAACAGUAUUGAACUGGAUACAAAAUUCAGUAAAUGCUAAGACUCAAGUUUUCUUUCGUACUUAUGCCCCUGUGCAUUUCAGAGGUGGAGAUUGGAGAAACGGUGGAAGCUGUCAUUUGGAAACACUGCCAGAGCUUGGUUCCUCAUUGGUGCCUGAUGAUAACUGGUCACAAUUCAAAAUAGCCAAUUCUGUGCUAUUAGCACACACAAACACCAGUGAAGUUUUGAAGUUGAAGAUAUUGAAUGUAACCCAGAUGACAGCUCAGAGAAAAGAUGGGCAUUCAUCCAUAUAUUAUCUGGGCCCUAAUGCAGGCCCCACACCUUUCCAUCGCCAAGAUUGCAGCCAUUGGUGUCUCCCUGGUGUACCAGAUACUUGGAAUGAGCUACUCUACGCAUUGUUCCUGAAACACGAACCCUCUCACAGGCAGAACUAG